This is a messenger RNA of Ylistrum balloti, 2274 nucleotides long. Its product is annotated as acetyl-CoA acetyltransferase B, mitochondrial-like. The record is from RefSeq and is a predicted model, not a curated record. Gene Ontology annotation, biological process: fatty acid beta-oxidation. The transcript is spliced from 12 exons. Gene Ontology annotation, molecular function: acetyl-CoA C-acetyltransferase activity. The coding region runs from base 27 to 1286 and encodes 419 amino acids. NCBI's taxonomy places the organism in Eukaryota, Metazoa, Mollusca, Bivalvia, Pectinida, Pectinidae.
CUUGUCAUUCCUUGGUAGUGCCCUACAUGCCUAUAGUAAACAUGAGCUUUAGAUCUUUCAGCAGACUUGUACAGAAGUCAACCAGACAACAUGUCCGGUGUUUCAGCCAAAUCAGUGGUUUAAAUGAUGUUGUGAUUGUGAGUGCUGUGAGGACACCUAUAGGGUCAUUCCUCAGCAGUUUGUCAGAACUCUCAGCCCCUAGACUGGGCUCGGUCGCCAUUAAGGAAGCCAUCAGCAGGGCAGGGAUUGAAGGUGAUGCUGUGAAUGAGGUGUACAUGGGAAAUGUUUGUCAGGCUGACGAGGGACAGGCACCAUGUCGUCAGGCUACCUUGGGAGCAGGUCUACCAAUCACCACACCAACUACAGCUAUCAACAAAGUGUGUGCAUCUGGUAUGAAGUCAGUCAUGAUGGCUAGUCAGAACCUCAUGUGUGGCCAUCAGGACGUUAUGGUGGCCGGAGGGAUGGAGAGUAUGUCCAACGUUCCCUACUACAUGACCCGUGGUCAGACACCUUAUGGUAAAGUCGAGCUAAGGGAUGGCAUCGUGUCCGAUGGUCUUACAGACGCCUACGACCACAUACACAUGGGUACAUGUGCAGAGAAUACCGCCAAGAAAUAUGCGAUUAGUCGAGAGGAACAGGAUGGGUAUGCCAUUAGGAGUUACAAACUCAGCCAGAAGGCUGCCUCUGAGGGGGUGUUUGAGAAGGAGAUUACACCUGUAGUAAUUCCGAAGAAGAAAGGUGAUCCAGUCACUAUCAGUACUGAUGAGGAAUACAAGAAGGUCAAUUUUGAUAAAUUUGCUUCACUACGGACAGUGUUCAAGAAAGACGGGACCAUCACAGCAGCCAAUGCCAGUACUUUAAAUGAUGGAGCAGCAGCUCUGGUUCUGAUGACAGCUAAGGCAGCGGAACAACAUGGGGUCAAACCUCUCGCCAGAGUCAUGGGUUUUGCUGAUGCAGCUAUUGCUCCAAUCGACUUUUCCACGGCACCUGCCCAUGCUGUCCCCAAAGUACUGGCCAACACUGGAGUGAAAAAAGAGGACAUAGACAUGUGGGAGAUUAACGAGGCCUUCAGUGUUGUCAUCCUAGCCAAUGUCAAAGAACUGGAUAUUGACAUGAACAAAGUGAACAUCCAUGGUGGAGCAGUCAGUAUCGGUCAUCCCAUAGGAAUGUCUGGGGCUCGCAUUACUGGUCACUUGGUCCACAAUCUACAGCCAGGACAGAAAGGAAUGGCCGCCAUUUGUAAUGGUGGGGGUGGUGCAUCAGCCAUCUUGAUUGAGAAGUUAUAACUGUCAACAAAGUUUGAAGAAAUGAUUGUGAUAUAAAACGACGUCACAUCCCAGUAGUACAGAGGACUUGUUAAGUGAUAUCAUUUCAGAGGUGCGGGUGAUUUUUAUGAUUGGUUUGUUAUAUACAUAUCUGUCUGCUGUACUCAGCAUUAGUGUGGUUGGACAGUGGUCUCCUUUACUAGACCAGUGUAUUCAGUGUAAAUAAUACAUACAAAUUAUGAAAACAGAAUCCUAUUUCAUCUUGUACAAACAUUCAUGUUGAUAGCCACACUGCAGUAUUACUCGAGAUCAUUUAGUUUAAUUUUUUUUCUCCUUAAUAUUACUUUCUGAAUUAAAUAUCACAGUUGACUAAAACUUAACCUGCUAUCAUUUAUUUCUACCUGGAUGUUGGGAAUACUCUACUUUACGAAUUUGCCUCUUCAGACAAAUCGUUGAAUACAUGUGCUGGUCUAGCAAUGACUUUAAAUUUGUUAAUGAUGAGCUAUUAAAGACAAGGACUCUGGAAGACUCAAAUACCGGUAACAAAAAUAAAUAUGGAUGCCAAAGUUAUUUUCGUACAGAUAAUCACAAGGGAUUUGAAUUUGUGAUUUACGGUAACAUUAUAUUUGUUAUUGUCAUAGGCAUUUUUUUAUCCUAAGCUUCUUCUUGGCUCUUUUUCUCUUUAUGUUUUAUUUAUCUGAUAUUUUGGGGGAAAAACGAUGUGCUAAUUUUAAUCUCUUUGAAAUAGGGAUAUCUUUCAAGUGUAUGUAACUAGAUACCAUGAUACAAGUAUUUAUGGAAAUCAAGACUUCAUUUACAACCCCAGAAAGAAAAAGAAUUUAGGUGGCACAUAGAACAAACAAGUAACAGUGAUUUAGGGAAAUAUUGAGCCAUGUAAUGGCACUGUUAUAUUCCAUAGAUCUGUUAUAAUAUCAGUGCUAAAUCGUUUUACAGGAAAUGUUUUGAUACAUAAUAUUAUGAUAUUAAAUGAUGAUUUGAUAUACAAUAA